AUGAGUGGAGCGUCUGACAGUGGCGCGACAGCAGUGACGCGUAACAAAGACGGAAUACCAUGCUGGAGCGGGGAAGCAGGGUCUUUCGUGGAGUACGAGGAGGCCGCCCUCCUGUGGGAGCAGUCUUUGACAUGGGAGAAGCGGUACACUGCUGGGCCGAGGCUAGUUCAGGAACUGUCUGGAGCGGCUCGCCGCUUUGUGGCAGGCCAGAGCGCAGGAUGGGUCGCCUACAGAGGCGGCGUGAAGGCGCUCAUGGACCACCUUCGCAAGGCACUGGGAAAGCCCCGCGUCAACGAGGUGACCGAUCUCCUGGCGUUGUACUUCAAGGGCACAAAGCGCAAGGCGAAUGAGAGUAUGAAUGAAUACAUCACCAGGAAGACGGAAGCCUACAUGCGGGCGAGUCAGGCUUUGAAGCGGGUCCAGCCACACUAUGACCGGGACACGACGACUACCCAGACCAGUGUGGGCACGUACAGCAGGCGAAGCAGCUACGAUACUAUGAGUGGAUGGGGCCGGCAGUGGACACCGGCCACCGAGGAGCCGGGCACCAAUGAGACUGAGGCCUCCACCGAGGCCACCGCCAACUCGGAGACCGGAGACACCGGAGAUGAUCAGUGGCAGACAAGGUGGAACACCUGGGGCGCCUCAUCGUGGGGAUGGUCACCCUGGGGCUGGUACCUCCUCGCGGACUCCAACCUCGACCACGCCGAGAAGAACAUUGUCCUCACCGCCUUGGGCGGGGACUUUGCGCCGCAAAAGGUGGCUCAGGAGCUCCGCAACCAAUUUCCUGAAGGGGAAGUUCGUCGCCGUGAUCAACGGCGAUACCAGAGCUACAUCGGCGAGGCCGUCGAGGAGCUGAGCGAGGGCGGCAUGAAUGAAGAGGGCAUCGCCUUGGUCGUGGACCACGAGGAGACUGCGAGGGAGGCUAUGGCAGCCCUCCACCAAGCAAAGCGGACAUUGAAGGAAGCUCGCCAGAAACAGCACCCCGUGAAGCAAAGUCGCAAGUACUACCAAAGCAAGCCUGGCCCUGCGACCUCUUCUACCUUCAAGCCACGAGACGAUUCGAACAUAGACUGCCUUCGAUGUGGACAACGAGGACACAGGGCAGCCAAUUGCCCCGUGAAACCAUUGGCCGCCCAGGCGGAGAACACCACCGGUGACAAUGGGGGCCCAGGACCCCAGCAGGCGCCCUUCGUGUGCUACCACGACAAGAUCCCCGAGGACUACGAGCACGCAGCAUUGAGCAUCAUGGGUGCUGGUGCUGGCCUCACUACUCAGGAGGCAGUGAGCCAAGGACUGUGUGUCGUUGAUGGCGGAGCGACACAAACAGUCGGCAGCGUGGCAGCAGUGGAGGCGAUCUUGGCGAUGAAUAAGAAGAAGCAUGGCAGCAAUCGCCUGACGGCAGUGAGCACCUCAGAUCCUCCAACUUUUUCAUUUGGAAAUUCGACAGAAAACAAAUGCCUCAGCACAGCUUCCUUGAAGGUAUCGGCCGGAGGAAAUCCCGGCGAGCUGAGGAUCCACACGUUAGACCAUGGGCAAAGCCCAGUUUUGCUGAGUGUGGAGGCGCUCCGGAAUUUAGGAGCCAUCAUAGAUUUCAAGGCCGACCUCCCAAUCUUUCGUGCUGCCAUGGACAAAUUGACCAAGCCGGAGCUGAUUCUCCACCUCCGUGCCCUGGGCGAGACACCGCCCGAGGAGUGGACUCGUCUAGAACUUCGUCAGCGUCUGUCGGACCUAGCGGAUCAAGGCGAGGUGGCCAUCGAGACCUCCAAGACGAUGAAGACUCCGUUGCAGAACGCGGUGGCCGAGCUCAACCGCGCCAGCAGUCGCAAGGCAACGCUGGUGAACUACGUGCAAGAGACCUACGGCAUGAAGGUGGGAACCAACGACACCAUUGCUAUCAUCCAAAAGAAUUGCAUGUCGCACAUGAUCCGCACCAUCGAGGGGCACGACAACGAUCGCAUGGGGUUUGGGAAACACUCCCAGAAGACCUACCUCGAGGUUUUGGAGACCGACGAGAACUAUUGUCAGUGGGCCAAGCAGACGGCUACCGAGACCGGCUGCUCGAUCUACCUCCAGCGGUUCGUGACGUGGAUGAACAAUCGGGCAACUACGGAGGUCAAGAAGAAGUUGGUCAUCGCCAAGAAGAAGACUUCGAAGAUGGGCGAGGGCUAUCCCGAGAUCACGCCCAAGGCCAAGGCGAUCACUCCAAAACAUCAACCUUCCACGACGGCGAGUGCGAGCUCUACGGAUGUUGCGGUGGCUCAGUUGGCCCAGAUGGUGGCGACACUGACCGAAGAGGUGAAGUCGCUCAAGGAGGGCCAGCCCGAGAAGCCCCGCAAGGUGACGGUGCGCGAUCAGGACAUGCCGAACCAGGACAGGAGUUGA
Symbiodinium sp. CCMP2592 is the source of this 2385-nucleotide messenger RNA. The record is from the annotation of a GenBank genome assembly. NCBI's taxonomy places the organism in Eukaryota, Dinophyceae, Suessiales, Symbiodiniaceae.